Messenger RNA from Rattus norvegicus (Norway rat), 360 nucleotides. RefSeq names its product prostate and testis expressed 10 (gene Pate10). The record is from RefSeq and is marked predicted. The transcript is spliced from 3 exons. NCBI's taxonomy places the organism in Eukaryota, Metazoa, Chordata, Mammalia, Rodentia, Muridae. Bases 1 to 360 code for a protein of 119 amino acids.
AUGGACUGGCUCCUGUUUCUUUUGUUUCCAGGACUACUGAUUUUGUACAAGUCUCAUACAAUGGGGGAACCCAGUUUUUGCACUUCCUGUGAUGAAUAUGUUGAUGAUACCUGCAGAAGAAACUUGGGAGUCUGCCAUCCCAGAUAUCCUGACUUUGCCUGCCAAACCAAAGAAGUAUAUAUUCAACUUAACACUGGAGAAUAUCUGUACAAAUAUUCUAUAUUGGGCUGCCCAAGAAGAUGUGUGGAAUACGUGCGCUUCAUCAAGUUUGAGAAAAACAUCUUCUCCUGCUGCAAUGAAAGCUACUGCAACAGUUUUCAAGCAAAACAUACUCACUUCAAAGAAAAUAAUUUUGUCUAA